AUGUCCUCCACGGCCGGGAACACCUCGACCGGGAAAAUGCGGCAGGCCCCGGCCGCGACGACGGAAGAGCAGUGGUUCGCGAGCAAGGCCAAGCGAGAGCAGGAGAAAUUGGAAGAGGAGAGACGGAAGAAGGAGGAGGAGGAGAAACGGAGCGGGGUGAAUCUGAAGCCCGACGUGGAAAAUAUUCUCGUUCAUGGAGAAAUCGUCACCGUCUCCACCGCGAAGAACGAAGUGGCGGUCGCAGAUAACAAAGUCCACGUCAACUUUGUCGAAAACUACCACGGGAGUUCCGCAGGUAUAAUUAAUUCGAAGAUAAGUACGACCUAGAAGAAACGCAAGCAUAUUUUUUAUGGUUCUUUGUACAAGUGCAAUUGCAUGACGGGUCGAGGACUUAAUCGAUUUGGCUACGUCUCAUAGUCGUGUAUGCAAAUUUCAUUUUUCGUGUCAUGUGCCGGAAAGCGUGAAACUGAAAGCAAUACGUGCGUAGACAAGAACUACAGUGAUCAUCUUUAUUUCCAUGAAACAGCCGCCGGUUCGGAUUUUUUCGCGGCGUACCACAAGACGCGCCGGAUGGAGAUGGACCGGAUAGAGGACAUGGAGAAGUCCCACACUGACAAGCAGCAAACGCUGACGUUCCAGCAGAAGCGGAUAGAGAAUUUCCAGAAGGACCAGGCGAAGCUGGAGAAAAACCGGAAAAAGCGCGACAAGAAGAAGCAGGCAGCGUUGCGGAAGCGGGAGCGGUGUGCGAAGGGAGGUGGGGAGAACGACGAGGACUCGGGGUCGGAUGAGAACGGAAAUAGAGGAGCCAACAGCGGUAAUUUGACGGGAAAUGUCAACCCCGCGAACACGAAAUUCAGAAAGAUAGACAGCACAAACACAAGUGGAGCACAAUCUUCUGCUGUUGGAACAGCAUUAGAACAGAAGGACGCCUCGGGCUUUUUCCUCCCUACCGGCGGGAUGAUUUCGACCGGCGGUAGUAGGACUACAGGUGGUUCUAGUGCUUCUAUGGGCCCGCCAUCAGCAAACAUAAAGUCCAAGUCCGCAGCGGUGAAGGUUCGUGAUCUGGUUCCGGACAAACCCGCCUCCGCAACGGAUGAUCUGGAUUUUGGCGAACUGGCAGCGCAAGUAAACGCUACUAGUGCGGCAUCCAAAGUGGACAGCUUCGAUGAAGAAAGCGGGGGAACAAACGUGCUGACGGCCGCGGAAAGGAUGAAAAAACAAAACAUCUUUGUGCGCGAAGACAUAGACUUCUAAGACUUGUUUUUUUUCACGAGAACUUGAAGAUGUUGAAUACGAGUACGACCAGCGACCGACCCUAAUUACUUCUCAAGAUAUUCAUGUUGUCUGCGACUUAUUUGGCUGAUGUUCUAGCUGCACGACGAUGGGCAUCGGUAGCAGAUCUACCGCUGACACGAUAAAGCAGCAACAACGGCGACCCAGUGAAAAGAACGUUUUCGAAAC
Amoebophrya sp. A120 is the source of this 1461-nucleotide messenger RNA. NCBI's taxonomy places the organism in Eukaryota, Dinophyceae, Syndiniales, Amoebophryaceae. The record is from the annotation of a GenBank genome assembly.